Molecule: messenger RNA, 1172 nt
Organism: Rana temporaria (common frog)
Lineage: Eukaryota; Metazoa; Chordata; Amphibia; Anura; Ranidae
Product: beta-1,3-galactosyltransferase 5-like
Exons: 2
Coding region: 4-1056 (350 amino acids)
Cellular component (GO): membrane
Molecular function (GO): protein N-acetylglucosaminyltransferase activity
Source: RefSeq, a predicted model, not a curated record
ACGAUGAGAUAUAAACAAAUCAUCAUAAGGGCCUCCUUGUUCUCCAUCAUGACUUUUCUGAUGGUGAGAUGGUCCAUGAACACCAAAGACAUCCCCCAAAUGAUGUGCCUUGCCCCAACACCAGCCAGAACGCCGCUCCCCAUAAUGAGACAGUCAGUAACCCUGUCUAAUGGCACCUACACUUAUCAUCUGAACCUAACCAGGUUUGAGGCGGAGUUCCCCUACCUACAGAGUUACCGUUGCACACUCAUCCAGGAGCCAAACCAAGAGGAACAAGAAGCAACCAACCAAAAACUGCUGAUCCUGGCGGUGAAAUCCCGACCCAGUACUGGGACAAUGAGGUUAAAACUGCGGAAGACAUGGGCUAAAGAGAGAGAGAUAAACGGAUACAGAAUUAAACCGAUAUUCUUGUUGGGAAAGACGAAUGCGGAAGAACAUAUGGAAAUGGCCAAACGUGAGAACCAAGAGUACGGUGACAUUCUACAAUGGGACAUGACCGAAGGACACCAUAACUUGUCCUUGAAAGAACGCUGCUUUUUGGAGUGGCUUUUUCUAAAGUCACCUCAAGUGGAUCACAUUUUUAAAGUUGACGAAGAUGAAUUUGUGAACCCAGACGUGAUUGUACAGUUUAUUACAGAAUAUGGAUCCCCAGAUACAAUUCAUGGUUUUCACUAUCAUAGGCCACCUGUCCUGCGUGAGACCAAAUACAGCAUCACAGAGACUCUGUACCCUCAGGAAUAUUAUCCAGCUUUUGUCUCCGGUGGCGGCUUUCUGUUCCCGGGAGCCUCAGUGACCGGCCUGUACAUGGCCUCCCUUCUACUCCCUGUUUUCCCAUUGGACGACGUAUAUUUUGGAUUUCUCGCUGUGGCGGCCAACCUAACCUUUCGACAUGACAGUCGCUUCUACGUGCGAGGAUUAAAGUACGAUGUGUGUAAGUACAAAGAAGCACUGGUGGUCCACGGUAUUAAUGAAGAGAACAUGACACGGAUAUGGCAGGAAGUACAGACAAGGAACUGUCACACAUGGUACAAAAAAAUUAUUUUAUUCUCGGACUAAAACACAUCAAACUGGAUUUUGGAGGCAAAAUAAUGGAUUAAUUUUUUUUGUAUGUUUGCCAAACUUUUUAAUAAGCCCGAUUAAUACACAUUGACAAGUGCAGAUUAGGUCCCGGC